Messenger RNA from Cryptomeria japonica (Japanese cedar), 574 nucleotides. RefSeq names its product early nodulin-93-like. Bases 169 to 528 code for a protein of 119 amino acids. The record is from RefSeq and is a predicted model, not a curated record. NCBI's taxonomy places the organism in Eukaryota, Viridiplantae, Streptophyta, Pinopsida, Cupressales, Cupressaceae. The transcript is spliced from 4 exons.
CCCCGCUUUAUCCAAAAACCUCCUCUUCCACUUACCUACUUCUGCAACCUGCUUCUAUUUAUACCUCAUUGCUUCAUCAUCUCUGCACCUGAGCGCGUUUAAGCUGUGUGCGUAAAUUCAGUACAAGAGAAGAGAAUAUCAAGCAUAAUAUCUUCCUCAUUUUGAAUCAUGGGUAUUGCAAUGGAUGCACGGGAGUGGUGGACGGUUAGGAGGCAGGACAUGAGCAUGGCUUCCAUGCCUUCUCCUCUCAGCAGUAAUCAACACAGAGCAGAGCAAUACUCGUACGAUGGGGUGAAAGCGGGGGCAAAGGCAUCCACAAUUGCAUUCAUAGCAUCUGCAAUCCCCGUGUUGAUGGGAGCACGGGCCAUUCCUUGGGCGAGGGUGAAUCUCAACUAUGCAGCUCAGGCACAUAUCAUCUCUUUAGUAAGUGGAGCAUCUUAUUUCGUUGUAGCAGACAAGACCAUUUUGGCGUCCGCACGGAAAAACUCCUUUGAAAAACUUGCAAGUCACGUUGAAUUUCCCCUGUAAAUGAUAGGUAAAUUGGGGAUGUAUCUAUGCUGAAAUAGAGAAAUGA